UAGUAAAGGAUCCGGAGAUGGCCAGAAUAUCGCGGACUCAAUGCGAUACCGAUGCGAUCGCUUUGACGUUUGACAGUUCCUAUAAAGGCGGGUGAAGAGAACUGUGCUUCUAGCUGAUACCUUACCUACCGGCACUCUCCGUGACUCACCGCAGUCAAGUCAAGUCGGGUCGGACAUUCGGUUCAGUCCACGACGGACUACGAAGCCGUCGACAUCGGGCGCGUGUCCGUGUGUCAUCGUGCUCGCCGCGCAGCUAGAGUGAUACGGCAGUGAUCAUCAUUCUCGUGUGUGCGUCACGUGCGUUACGUGUGUCGACGACAUGAUUCGAGGAGGCUGAAGCACAGUUAAGAGAUUCACUUGACGCAACGAGCGGACCUUCAAUUUCGCGACGACAUGGUGUAUCACUGGCAGAGUCAAAAUGUCAAAAUUUCCGGGGUGGACGACAUGGUCCUCUUGCCCAAAAUCAACGAGGAUGCCAUCAUCGAGAAUCUCAAGAAGAGAUACAUGGACGAUUACAUAUUCACAUGCAUUGGACCCGUAUUGGUGUCGGUCAAUCCGUUCAAGCAGAUGCCGUACUUCGGAGAGAAGGAGAUCGAGAUAUAUCAAGGCGCGGCGCCGUACGAAAAUCCACCGCACAUCUAUGGAUUGGCCGACGAAAUGUAUAGGAACAUGCUGAUUGACAACGAAAGUCAAUGCGUCAUUAUAAGCGGUGAAUCUGGCGCUGGAAAAACGGUUGCCGCAAAAUACAUAAUGUCCUAUGUGGCAAGGGUGAGCGGUGGCGGCAGAAAGGUACAGAGGGUGAAGGACGUGAUCCUGGAAUCAAACCCGCUCUUGGAAGCCUUCGGCAACGCGAAGACCAUGAGAAAUAAUAACAGUAGUAGAUUCGGAAAAUACGUUGAGAUGCAGUUCGGUGCGGGCGGUCAGCCGAACGGUGGCAAGAUCUCGAAUUUUCUUUUGGAAAAGUCGAGGGUGACUUGUCACAAUCCCGGCGAGCGAAAUUUCCACAUAUUUUAUCAGCUGGCGACGGGCGCCAAUCAGGAAAUGAAAACGGAAUUUGGAUUAACGGAUCUCGAUUAUUAUCAAUAUCUGAAUUACGGUGGCAAUCAUAGGGUGGAUGGCACGAACGAUGCGCGGGAUUUUCAGGAAACUCUUAAAGCGUUGAGCGUUAUGGAUAUAAAGAACGCAGAAGUGAUGGAUAUAUUCAGAUUGGUAGCUGGGAUACUUCAUGUGGGAAAUAUACAGUUUGCUGAGAACGGCAAUUAUUCGCAGAUAGCCGAUAAGCAAUUUCUCGAGUUUCCAGCCUUUCUCUUUGGAAUUUCGGCGGAGCAGCUAUCGCACAAGCUGACUUCUCGAGAAUUCGAGUCGAAAUGGGGGAGUCAAUCUGAGAGCGUGGAUGUGACGCUGAAUGUGGAACAGGCGCUUUACACGAGGGAUGCCUUAGCAAAGGAUAUCUACGCCAGGCUUUUCGACUAUCUGGUUAAGAAAGUCAAUUUCGCUAUGGAGACAAAUACGGACGGAUACGAGAUCGGAAUUUUAGACAUAUACGGCUUCGAGAUCUUUGAGAAGAAUGGCUUCGAGCAGUUCUGCAUCAAUUUCGUGAAUGAAAAAUUACAGCAGAUCUUCAUCGAGCUCACGUUAAAGGCAGAGCAGGAAGAAUACGUUUCCGAGAAUAUUAAAUGGACGCCGAUAGAGUACUUCAAUAACGCCGUCGUGGUAGAACUUCUCGAAGGUAAAAGGCCACCUGGUCUCUUUCUAGUACUAGAUGACGUUUGCGCGACGUUACACGGCGGUAGCACAGGCGCCGACAUCGACUUGAAGAAGAAACUGGCAGGAGCGGCCAAACAGCACGGCCACUUUCAAGACAUCAGCGAUGGUUUUGCAAUCUUGCAUUAUGCUGGCGCGGUGUCCUACUCUGUCGACGGAUUUUGCGAUAAGAACCGAGACGUCCUCUUCUUGGAUCUCAUCGAAUUGAUGCAGACCAGCACCAAUUCCUUGGUGCGUGAACUUUAUCCACGGGACGCCGGUAAAACGAAAACUCUCAAGUCCAGACCAACCACCGCGGGCAGCAAAAUCAGAAAUCAAGCCAGUCGCUUGGUAGGUCAACUGAUGAAAUGCACGCCACAUUAUAUUCGAUGCAUCAAGCCGAAUGAAACGAAAAAGCCGCGCGAUUGGGAUCAUCUGAGAAUCAAGCAUCAGGUGGAAUAUUUAGGUCUGAAGGAAAAUAUUCGAGUACGCAGGGCUGGCUUCGCCUAUAGACGAACGUUCGCCAAGUUUCUACACAGAUAUGCGAUUCUCACGAAAGAAACCUGGCCUCGUUGGCCCGGUGAAGAGAAACAGGGCGUAGAAUGGAUAUUGGGGAGUGUUCAUAUCGACAGGUCGCAAUAUCAGCUCGGCAGAUCGAAGCUUUUCAUCAAGGCGCCCGAAACCCUCUUCAUGCUGGAGGAAGCUCGUGACCGGAAGUACAACAUGUAUGCGCGAGUCAUACAGAAAGCCUUCAAAAAAUACUUUGCCCGGAAGAGACAGCAACAACAGAAACAGGAAGCGGCCAAUCUACUCUUCGGUCAUAAGGAGCGGAGACGGGCGAGUCUGAAUAGAAAUUUCGUGGGUGAUUACAUAGGGCUGGAGGGCAAGUCGCAGACAAUGAGUCUGCUCGGAAGACGGGAAAAAGUGAUCUUUGCCGAGGUCGUGAAGAAAUACGACAGAAGAUUCAAGAUGUGCAGACGAGAUCUCAUCCUCACCGGGAAGUAUCUUUAUUUAAUCGGCCGAGAGCAGAUAAAAAAAGGUCCCGAAAAGGGUAAAUCUGUGCAAGUUAUUAAAAGAAAGCUUGCAUUUAAUCAGAUCAGUCACGUGUCACUAAGCACGCUGCAAGACAAUUUCAUAAUUAUUCAUACGAGGGAGGAUUACGCCAGCUUAUUAGAAUCGGUAUUUAAGACGGAAUUCCUAUCUGUCCUCAGCAAAAAAUAUCUCGAGGACAUGGGUCAUCCUUUGAAUGUUAAAUUUAGCAACGACUUGGAAUUUAAAGUGAAGAAGGAAGGUUGGAGUGGCGGUGGAACGAGGCACGUAAAAUUCACGCAAACCGAUUACGGCGAUAAGGAGAUUUUAAAAGCGUCCGGCAAAAUUCUCAACGUCAGUAUCGGUCCUGGAUUACCAAACACAACAAAGCCUAAUCCGGAUCGAUCGACGUUGUUUGCUCGUUCGCACAAUGAUAACAUUUCGAGAUCGAUUCGUUCAGCACCGAAGCUGCGCGAUUUAACUUCAAUCGCAGUUGGAAAUCAUCAGGCGAUCACGACAGAUAGACCCCCUCUUUAUCCGGUAGCAGCCGUGAGAUCUACGACUUCUAUACAAGCGACUUUAAACGGUAGACCAAACAUUCCACCCAAUCGUCCGAACAUUCAACCUAUACAUCUUCAAAGGGAUAUGAGAAACUAUCCCAACAAGCUACAGAACAAGCAGAGUGCUGUGAUGGGCAUGUUUAUCAAUCCCAAUACUGGACCACGUGGUUUGCUCAAAUUUCCUCCACCACCCACGGAACCACCGCCACCGCACGAACCUACAAGAUUCAAAUUACCUCCCCUCAACGGUGAAUAUAACGCUUCCGGUCAUCACAAUAAAGGAAUGCAAACAUCCCAAGAAUGGAACAUCAAGCAAACUAACGACACGCUGGACCGCGUGAGAAGAAAGGAGGAUAAUAUCGCGUACGCGGUAGCUAAUAGAAAGAUGCCUCCCCAGAAACCUGCACCACCGAGCUUGCCAAAAGUCAAAGCCUUAUACGAUUACGAGCCGCAAGAUCUCGACGAGCUAGGCCUCAGGGAAGGCGACAUCGUAGAAGUACUCAAAGAACAUGAGGGCGGUUGGUGGCAUGGAAGAUUGAAAGGGAAGACCGGUCUCUUUCCUUCAAAUUAUGUUGAAAAAAUAUGAACUACGUAGCCAAUUUUUUACAUAGUUAUCGAAAAAUUAUAUUGAAUUAAAAUAAGGGAAAACAAUAAGUAUACCCUCUCCUCUGUUGUUUGCAAUUUCCAUGAUAUACUUAUUGUGUGAAACUUUAGUUAAAUAUUAACGAGGAAGAUCAUCAAUGCCAAAGUCGUCAAAGAAUUUUUAAUUGAAAGUGAGCGCAAUAAUUUUGCGAAUAUAUUGUUUGUUAUUUAAUUAAGAUUGUUACGCGAUAAGUUUAAUGAUAGAGAUUGCGGAGCGAUAGUACAAUAUUAUUGUUCUCGAACAUAAUUUUUUUUUAAGAAAACUCAUUUCAUUAUAUAAUCCGAUGAGUUUAUAAUCUUCAAUAAAUUUUAUCUGCGGUAAAGCAUCUCGUUAUGAAAUUUCAAAGAAACGUAAUAAGUCGAUAAGAUAUACAUCGUUGUUAUCAUUAUAGUUAGUGUAGUGUAGUAGAUUUGUAACUUUUCGUGUACAGAUCGCAAUCGAUAUUUAAAUAGUCAAUCAAAUACGUCACGAUUAUCAAAUCCGGAAGUGACAAAUAGUCAUUCAUAUCGCAUUAACAAGUAAUGAUGUGUGUACAUAACGUCACUGCCAUCGCAAAAUAUCCGUUAAUAAAAUUGCAUCUUAAUUAUUUA
This is a messenger RNA of Cataglyphis hispanica, 4565 nucleotides long. Its product is annotated as unconventional myosin-If-like. The record is from RefSeq and is a predicted model, not a curated record. Bases 394 to 3918 code for a protein of 1174 amino acids. Gene Ontology annotation, molecular function: actin filament binding; ATP binding; microfilament motor activity. The transcript is spliced from 21 exons. Gene Ontology annotation, biological process: vesicle transport along actin filament; actin filament organization. NCBI's taxonomy places the organism in Eukaryota, Metazoa, Arthropoda, Insecta, Hymenoptera, Formicidae. Gene Ontology annotation, cellular component: vesicle; myosin complex; cytoplasm.